AUGGCGGUACCUCAGCCCUGCCUGCAGCUCCCCAAAGCCGGCAGUGCCAUUUUCCUCACAGCCUCUUCCUGCCCCCGAAACCCUCGGCCAGCGGAUGGGACAACACCGAUGCCGCCACAACCGGGACACCGAUGCCGCCACAACCGGGACACCGAUGCCAGCAUCUCUUGGAGACCAUUUCAGGGUUUUUUUUUUUUAAGAAAGUUGGUACGAAUCCGUCAGAUUGAAGGAGCGGGGGAGAAGAUGGCGAGACGCGCCUCCGUGGUUGAGUGUUUACCACGUAACGUCUACUAUGAAGAGGAAUCUCCAAUGAGAGUUUUGCACGACCUACACUGCGAAAUCAGGGCUCUGAAGGAAGAUGCUAAUGCUGCUCUUGGCAAGAGUUCCUCUGAAAGGCAAGAAAUUAAUGACUUUAUGAAGGCAAGUGAGAUAUUGAUGCAAAGAAAUGCAGUGGAUCUUGGAAAAAUAAGAGAGCUAUUCCAGCAGUACGGCUACAAACCACACGUCGAAGUCCCUACAGAGGAGCAGGAGGAGGAGGCGAAUGGUGAUUCAAAGGCAUCUGACCAGAGUAAAUCUGAUCAGGAAGAAGCAGAUGAUGUACCUCCUCUUCCUGCCUGUGCUGAGAACCUUCCUGUGCCCAGGGACCCGCUGUGGAACCCCCAGCUUUCUGAUUUUGGCCUAUCACAGUAUGCUUUCUCCAGGCCUUGGAGUGCAUUACAAGGACAACAACGUGCAGCAAGUGCCAGUCAAGAAAAUGCAAAGCACAAAACCCCCCCAAAAACGCAGACCCCCUGUGUUCUGCCCAAAACACCCAAAUGCAUGCUAAAGAUGGAUGACUUUGAGUGCGUAACACCAAAACUGGAACACUUUGGCAUUAGUGAACACACCAUGUGUAUGAAUGAAGACUACACCAUGGCACUUAUUCAUAAAACUGCUCAGUCAAACAACGUAGUUAAAAAAGGUGAUGGUGAAGUGAACGUAGCAAAAAUGCCACCCAGGGAAAUGGCAGUUACUCCUCAGCCAAAAACAAAAGCAACAGAUGAGAACGCAGCUGACUGUAUGGCUUCUCCCAUGAUACCUGUGUUCUGCACACCUGGUGUGAAAAUCCCUUCCCGAGCAGACAGUACAGCGCUAGCCAACUCACCAGAAAAAGACAAACUGCCUCUUCCCAGCCAUGCAGCAACGCCGCCACCUCCGGAUUUUGAAGCCAGAUGGAUGAAAAGAGAACUUAUGGAGAUGCAAGAGGAGAAGAUCAUGUUGGUGACGGAAAACAAUGCAACAGAGAAACAAAACAUAGAAGACAGCAUUCCUUCUGCUGUGAGCUCUGAUGAGUAUCUCAAACAUUUGGGGAACCCAUCUCCUCCCAAAAUAAAACAGUACGACCAUUUACUCAGCACUCCUCCACCUCCAGAAAUAACAAGGAUACCAGAUGAUGUACUACAGAUUCUGUCAAAGUAUAACCAUAAAGUAGACUCUUCUAUAUCUAAGAAAAUGGAGACUAAGGCAGGAGAUGCUGCAAGAUUUGGAAGUGAUUUCAGUGAUUACUGCAACAAAGAGAACAGAGGAUAUCCUGAUUUUUUCAAGUCGGACAUUUGAAAUCAAGCUGAAGACUAUUUCACAUUCAUGGAUCUUAUCACUGAACCGUAGAGAGUUCAAAAAGCAAAAAGAAAUACUGGGAGGAAGGACCCACAAAAGGAAAAUCUCUUUUUUUUUUUUUUUUUUCUUUCUGGAGAAAACUUGAUGUGUAUUAACUUGCUUGAACUAACAAUUUUGUGGUUUAAUUUUUUAAUUAAAAUUAGUAGCAAAAUA
Molecule: messenger RNA, 1809 nt
Organism: Meleagris gallopavo (turkey)
Lineage: Eukaryota; Metazoa; Chordata; Aves; Galliformes; Phasianidae
Source: RefSeq, a predicted model, not a curated record